UGGAGUCACCUACGAAGGUGUCCUCUGAUACUGAACCCCUACAGGAAGCCACGUGUGCCCCGCUGGGGCACAGCCCCAGCUGAUGCCCCAGAGAGGCCAUCCAUCUCAAGAGGGGCUUUGGGCCCAGCCCUCCCUCCUCAUGGCACAUGGACCAGAGCCUGAGGCCGAUGGACUGUUGGACCUCAGUUUCCUGACAGAGGAGGAGCAGAAGGCCAUUGAUGAUGUCCUCAAACGAGACGCCCACCUGCGCCAGCUGGAGGAGGGGCGGGUCAGCAAGCUCCGGGCCUCGCUGGCAGACCCUGAGCAGCUGAAGAUCCUGACAGGGGACUGGUUCCAGGAAGCACGUUCCCGACGGCACCACCCUGCCCGCUUUGGCUCUGACCUUGUCCGAGCCUCUAUCCGCAGAAAGAAGAGUUCCAGGGGAGACCAGGCUCUGGGCAGUGAUGGGGAGGCUGAGGCUGCUGGGAAAGAGAAUGAAGAGGAACCAGAGCCCAGGUUCUCCAUAGGUGAGGCCCCUCAAGAGAGGCUCAGUGAGACUGAGGGACAGGAUUUCCCAUCACCAUGUGCCCCUCCGAAGGCUUCAGAUCAUGAGGAUGAGUCCCAGGCCCAGGAAACCCCUGGCCAAGGGGGCGUGCAGGUCUGCGCCGAGGAGGCGGACCCGGAGCUGGAGCCCGCGUCCAGGGAAGAGAAGGAGCCAGAGCCCCCCCCGGCCCAGACCAAGGCGGCAUCCGAGAUCCUGGAGAACGGGCAGGAGGCCCCGGGGCCCGGCCCCUCACUCGACCGCAUGCUCAGCAGCAGCUCGUCCGUGUCCAGCCUCAGCUCCUCCACGGUGGGGGCUGGGGGAGCCCCAGGACGGGGCGAGGGCUCGGGGGGGGGGGCGUCCCUGCUUAGCUCCGGUCCUCACCUCCCCCGCCCCAGCUACGUCAAAACCUACCUCCUUCCGGAUAAGCAGAGCAAGCGCAAGACGGCGGUGAAGAAGCGGAAUCUGAACCCGGUCUUCAACGAGAUUCUCCGGUACUCCGUCCCGCAGGCCGAGCUCCGGGGCCGCGUGCUGAGCCUGUCCGUGUGGCACCGCGAAAGCCUGGGUCGCAACAUCUUUCUGGGCGAAGCCGAAGUGCCCCUGGACACGUGGAACUGGGACUCCGAGCCCGCCUGGCUCCCCCUGCAUCCCCGGGUCCCACCCUCUCCCGACGAGCUUCCCAGCCGCGGGCUUCUCUCCCUGUCCCUCAAGUACGUCCCCGCCGGCUCCGAGGGCGCGGGACUGCCCCCGAGCGGGGAGCUGCACUUCUGGGUGAAGGAAGCUCAGGACCUCGUGCCGCUGCGCUCAGGAUCCCUGGAUACUUACAUACAAUGCUCAGUGCUGCCUGAUGACAGCCGGGCCAGCCGCCAACGUACAAGGGUGGUACGUCGCAGCCUCAGCCCUGUGUUCAACCACACCAUGGUUUAUGAUGGCUUUGGGCCUGCUGACCUUCGCCAGGCCUGUGCUGAGCUCUCCCUCUGGGACCAUGGGGCCCUGGCCAGCCGUCAACUGGGGGGCACACGCCUCAGCCUGGGCACAGGCAGCAGCUAUGGGCUCCAGGUGCCCUGGAUGGAUUCCACACCUGAGGAGAAGCGGCUGUGGGAGAUGCUUCUGGAGCAGCCCUGCGAGUGGGUGGAUGGUCGUCUGCCCCUCAGAACCAACCUGGUUCCCAGGACGUAAACCUACCCAACCCCUCUCUCUGGACCCCCAUCUCAGGGCCUGCCCUUGGCUACAGUCAAUAAAGUCUAUUCUAAGAGUGA
Molecule: messenger RNA, 1779 nt
Organism: Galeopterus variegatus (Sunda flying lemur)
Lineage: Eukaryota; Metazoa; Chordata; Mammalia; Dermoptera; Cynocephalidae
Gene: SYTL1
Product: synaptotagmin-like 1
Exons: 14
Coding region: 83-1699 (538 amino acids)
Biological process (GO): exocytosis; intracellular protein transport
Cellular component (GO): plasma membrane; exocytic vesicle
Molecular function (GO): neurexin family protein binding; small GTPase binding
Source: RefSeq, a predicted model, not a curated record